UUUGGAAGCGGAAGUGAAUAUAACUGUGAGAGGAAUCCAUCAGGUGGCAGCAACGUCCGGGAAUGCAGCUGCUGUAAAACCGUAGAAGAAGAAGAAAGCUGCGCGUUGUCUGAAAGGUGGUUUCCUGUCCCAGUCUCUGAUGCUUCCCAGUACCUCACGCUGCACCCAGUCCAUCUUCGCCUGCCUGUCUUUAACCCGGCCUCUGGCUCACUUCACACCACACAUGGACCCAGACCCCAACCGGCUCGUUGAGCGGACUAUCAGAACCAAACUCGCCAACGUGUUCAAGCCGGACCACUUAGAGGUUCUCAACGAGAGCCACAUGCACGCUGUUCCCCCCGGAUCUGAGUCCCAUUUCCGCGUCCUGGUGGUCAGCUCCCAGUUCCAGGGUCUGCCAUUGAUUCAGCGCCACCGUAUGGUUAACGAAGCACUGAAGGAGGAACUGAGAAGCCGCGUUCACGCACUCGCCAUCCAGGCGAAGACUCCCGAUCAGUGGGGGAGUGACCCCACUCUGGGGAAGAGCCCAUCCUGCAUGGGGGGUUCAAGAGGUGAUCACACAGUGGAGGAGAAACUGAAGGCAGGACGAGAGUAAAAUGAUGGAGCGUGACGUUUCCUCCUCAGCCUCAGUCAGCACUGAUAUUUAAAGGUUUAAUAAUAAUAAUAAUAAUUCACCUGCUUGUACUAAAGACAGCUGCAGGUGUUUUACAACAACAGUGACUCAGAAAGCCACAAACAGCAGAGCUUUCCUAAAGGUUGAGAUCCCACUGUGGGUUGUAAAACAAACAUGGGCCUCGAGCUGAUCUCCAGAUAUUAAACGAUUAAAUAUUAAUUAAUUAAUAUUAUUGCGAACAGCAUUUAUUUUUGUCACAGUUGUUACAAACAGCCAUCCUAAACUAAUAAAAAUUGCC
Molecule: messenger RNA, 908 nt
Organism: Nematolebias whitei (Rio pearlfish)
Lineage: Eukaryota; Metazoa; Chordata; Actinopteri; Cyprinodontiformes; Rivulidae
Gene: bola1
Product: bolA family member 1
Exons: 2
Coding region: 140-592 (150 amino acids)
Cellular component (GO): mitochondrion
Source: RefSeq, a predicted model, not a curated record